GCAACAUGGAUAGAACUGAGAUUCUGAACGCGCUCGCACAUGAGUCAAGGCACGAGCGCCCUCAGAGCGUCGAACUUCGGCAACAAGCCCACUCCAUCAUAUCCAGCAUCCCGCACGACGAGGGCCAAGGCCAUCCAGAUCAUCUCCCAGCCGCGCUCCUCGAUCUUCUCACCCAGAUCAUCAAGCCGCUCUUCACAAAAACCAAACAUCCACACUUGACAUCCACGGGCCGCAAGUCCCUUGUUCCAGGACCGCCGCCCUCGAUAGCAGCAGCGCGCUUCCUCUCGCCCCUCGACGACGAUGAACAGGAAGAGAGCCAGAAACCAUGGAAGCGGACCCCCUUCACCGUGCCUCUGCUCAAAUACGUCUUACAGAGCUAUCUAUCUCUCCCACAACCGGUGCAGAAAUCUACCAUCGAAUCCCACUUCCACCUCCUUGUCCCACCGAUCCUCAACAUGAUCGAUGACGCAUCCCCCCAGUACAAAUCCGAAGGCUGCCUGCUACUACAUCUGCUCUGCACGACAUUAGUCUCCGCGCAAAGCGACAUGUUGCGACGUACCGGAUUGACGGACGUAUUCGUCGAUGCGCUCAAGACGAAUUUCUUGCUGCUGCCCACCCUGACACCCGAGGAGGACAGUCUGCUGGUCCUGAGGGAGCUCUAUCCGGCCUAUCUGGCGCUGGUGGACGCGCGGUUCCUCAAACUUCAAGUGGCCAUGGCCGAGGGGGUUGAUAUCUCCACGGGCAAGAAGACCGACGCCGGGGCGACGUGGGCGAUGGGAGAGGACUUCGUGGCCAGGGAAGCCCUGCUCACUAAGCUCUACAGACACGGUAUAUUGGCGUCGUUGUCCCACCUGUCCUCAUCCACGGACGCCUUUUCAAACACAAUCUGCGCCCCGAUAACGAUCUUCCUACUCAAACAGAUCCCGCCCGUAUUCAGGCGGCUGGGUAUUCACGCCGUGAAGCAUCUCCAGAAACUUUUGCCCAUGACGAGGAUGGCCUUGAUGGACCCAUUCGUCCUGGCGGCUCCCGAGAUGGCGCUCGCCUUGCUAGGCGUUCUCGAAGUGGUCGUCGAGGUGUGCGCGCCGAGGGUCAAGGACAAGUGGUGGGGCGAGAUUCUAAGGGGUUGUGUCGCAUGCUGGUGCAACUGUUUGGACGAGAGAGAAGGCGCGAGUGAAAAGACCGCGAAGGCUACACAUGAGGUAAUGAAGAGUGCGAAGGGAGUGGUCAAGAUGCUGCAAGGUGUCCUGGGAAGAGAGGAGUGGGAAGGCGUCAAGGGGAAGCUGCUCGAAGAGGAGAAAGAUUUGAACGGACUGUUUGAAGACUAAAGAAUGCUGUGACUGAGGGAUCAUCCGGGGACAUGCUUCCAGGAAUCGGCAUUUCAGAAAUUACGCAUGGGAUGGAGGCGAGCAAGCCCAGCCAGUGCAAAGAAACAUGGACAGGCGUAUGCUGGCCUUCUGCGGUCAAUCAAUUAUUGCUGUGUCCUUUUGCAUGAACAAACACAAACUCGAGCCAUCAACCCGUUCCAAGAGAAUGUCAAUCUAUUGGGGUAUCACGAAAAGAGCAACACAAAUGAAAAGCCAUCCCAAAACCUGACCUUGCUGUCAACUCCCCGUCCGGCGACGGCAAUCAAGUAAAGGAUCGAACAAACGCCCGCUUAACCGACGACCGGCCCAUCAGCAUUUCCUUCCAACUCAUCGCCGACCACGGGCCUCUGCUUGAACAGACUCUUGCCCCUCAACCACUUCCUGUACGCCUUGUACCUCUUCUUCCCACCGUCCUCCUCCAUCACGGUCAGCGGUUCCUCCACCUGCCCACUCGCCACAAACUCGAAGUACUCAUCAAUGCUGGCCUCGGCUCUCUCCUCCAUGGUCAAAGUCACUGCACCGCGCUCGUCAUCGAAGUGCCU
This is a messenger RNA of Cladophialophora immunda, 1906 nucleotides long. RefSeq lists its product as uncharacterized. Lineage: Eukaryota; Fungi; Ascomycota; Eurotiomycetes; Chaetothyriales; Herpotrichiellaceae. The record is from RefSeq and is a predicted model, not a curated record. The coding region runs from base 6 to 1325 and encodes 439 amino acids. Gene Ontology annotation, cellular component: nucleoplasm; cytosol; centrosome. The transcript has a single exon.